Cottoperca gobio is the source of this 3002-nucleotide messenger RNA. RefSeq names its product HID1 domain containing b (gene hid1b). Lineage: Eukaryota; Metazoa; Chordata; Actinopteri; Perciformes; Bovichtidae. Gene Ontology annotation, cellular component: membrane; Golgi trans cisterna; Golgi medial cisterna. The record is from RefSeq and is a predicted model, not a curated record. The transcript is spliced from 19 exons. Bases 124 to 2523 code for a protein of 799 amino acids.
AGCACUUGAACGCAGCAGGAGCGCAGAGCGGCUGUCAGCGUUGGAUGAGGGAGAUUAUCCUCCUUUACUGCGACUCAGUGUUAACACGGAUCCAAACAGGCAGGAGGUGGUUAGUGACACAAAAUGGGAAACGCCGACACCAAACUUCACUUCAGGAAAGCGGUGAUUCAACUCACAACCAAAACACAGCCCGUAGAAGCCACAGAUGAUGCCUUCUGGGAUCAGUUCUGGGCCGACACCUCCACCACCGUCCAGGAUGUUUUCGCUCUGGUACCUGCGGCAGAGAUCAGAGCUGUCAGAGAGGAGUCUCCGUCCAACCUGGCAACCCUCUGCUACAAGGCAGUGGAGAGGCUGGUCCAGGGAGCAGACUCUGGCUGCCCCUCAGAGAAGGAGCGUCAGACUGUCCUGAACUGCACCCGCCUGCUCACCCGCAUCCUGCCUUACAUCUUUGAAGACGCCGACUGGAGAGGCUUCUUCUGGUCCACCGUGCCCGGAGCCGGCAGAACAGGGCGUCUGGACCAAGAUGGCGAUGAUGAUGAAGCACGGCCGCUGGCUGAAUCCCUGUUGCUGGCAAUCGCUGACCUGCUCUUCUGUCCAGAUUUCACUGCUCAGAGCCACAAGAAGAGCAGCCCGGACACUGCCGACGACAUUCGAUCCAUAGACAGCUGCGAGUACAUCUGGGAGGCCGGCGUGGGCUUCGCUCAGUCUCCUCCUCUAAACUACAUCCACGACCUCAACAGGACAGAGCUGCUGAAGUUGCUCCUCACCUGUCUUUCUGAGGCCAUGUACCUUCCUCCCUCCUCCGAGAGUAAGAACCUCAACCCCUGGGUGUCCUUCUUCUGCUCCUCAGAAAACAGACAUGCCCUGCCUCUUUUCACCUCCCUGCUCAACGUGGUGUGUGCCUACGACCCCGUGGGGUACGGCAUCCCGUACAACCACCUGCUAAUCUCCGACUACCGGGAGCAGCUGGUGGAGCAGGCGGUGCAGAUCCUUAUCGUCAUCCUGGAGCACGAGGCCGGGUCGUCCACCUGCGCUGCCCUCCAGGCCCUGGACACCUCCACGUCCCCCUCAGAUGUGGAGGAGCACGAGCCAGCUGGACCUGAUAACCUCUUUGUGAAUUAUCUCUCCAGGAUACACAGAGAAGAGGACUUGAGCUUCAUCCUGAAAGGUCUGGGGCGGCUGAUGAACAAUCCUCUGGUCCAGACUUACCUGCCUCGUUCCGCCAAGAAGAUCCAGUUCCACCAGGAGCUGCUGAUCCUCUUCUGGAAGUUCUGUGACUUCAACAAGAAAUUCCUGUUCUUUGUGCUGAAGAGCAGCGACGUGUUGGACGUGCUGGUUCCCAUCCUCUUCAGCCUGAAUGAAGCCAGAGCAGAUCAGUCUCGUGUGGGCCUCAUGCACAUCGGCGUGUUCAUCCUCCUGCUGCUGAGCGGAGAGAGAAACUUCGGCGUUCGUCUGAACAAGCCGUUCACUCUCCGCGUCCCCAUGGACAUUCCUGUUUUCACAGGAACCCACGCCGACCUGCUCAUUGUGAUCUUCCACAAGAUCAGCACCAGUGGACACCAGCGGCUCCAGCCUCUGUUUGACUGCCUGCUCACAAUAAUAGUGAACAUCUCACCGUAUCUGAAGAGCCUGUCCAUGGUGGCGGCCAACAAGCUGCUCCACCUCUUGGAGGCUUUCUCCACACCCUGGUUCCUCUUCUCCUGCCCCCAGAACCACCACCUGGUCUUCUUCCUGCUGGAGGUCUUCAACAACAUCAUCCAGUAUCAGUUUGAUGGUAACUGCAACCUUGUGUACGCCAUCAUCCGAAAGCGUAAUGUUUUCCACCAGUUGGCCAACCUGCCGUCCGACACAACGUCUAUUCAGAAGGCGCUGCAGAAGAAGCAGAAGAAGUCUGGGAUAUCCAGGAACAACUCUACAGAGUCGCUAGAGCGCUCCAGACCCGCUGAGCCCGCCACACUCAAGGCCAGUUUAGAGGCCACUCCAGGAAUCGAUAAGAUAACAGAGAAGUCCCAGGUGAGUGUGGAUGGUACCAUGAUCACUGUGCCUCAUCUAGAUUCUCCUGCUGACAACAGUGCUGGAGCUGGAGCCAGCGACACCGAGUCCAACUCCGAGAGAGACCACGAGGCAUACCAGACAGAGGAGGAAGCAUCGAGGAGUCGGUUGUCAAGCGUGUCAUCGGCAGCAGCCUGGAGCGCUAAUACAGACUGGGUGUUGUCAUGGAAAUCGAAACUUCCUCUACAGACCAUCAUGCGGCUGUUACAAGUACUGGUCCCUCAGGUGGAGAAGAUUUGCAUCGACAAGGGUUUGACAGACGAGUCAGAAAUCCUGAAGUUCCUUCAGCACGGCACGCUCGUCGGCCUCCUGCCCGUCCCUCAUCCCAUCCUCAUCAGGAAGUACCAAGCUAACGCAGGCACGGCCAUGUGGUUCCGCACAUACAUGUGGGGAGUCAUCUACUUACGCAACGUGGAUCCUCCAAUCUGGUACGACACAGACAUUCGACUCUUUGAGAUCCAGAGGAUUUAGGAUUCAGCAGCUGUUGAAUGUGUCCUCUUUGUUCUCUUCACACACUCGCCAACAACAAGAUCUGCCGGUUUUUACCUUCCUCACAGCUGAACUGUGAUCAGAGGAACAUUUGACACCGCUCUGGUGUUACUAAACAAGCAGUGAUACUCUUGUACUUCAUUCUUCCUGCCAACAUUCAGGGAUCAGAAAAAAAACGAAGAAUGUCCAAAUGUCAUAAAACAUUAUUUACUGUGUAUCACAUACAAUCUGUAUUAUGAGCAAUGCCAGAUGGACAUUAAAUUUGACAUCAUGAAAUGUGACAUUUGUUGAACAUUAAUUUAUUCACAAACUUUUUUCACAAAAAACUAGGAAACCAUUUCUUUAUGGAGCUGGUUUUGUGCGUAUGUUGAAACAGGAAGUGGACAAACACAAACUGUUGACACAAAGUUAUUAAAACUGUUAUUAUUGUAUGCUGCAACAUUAAAAUGUAUUUUAUUGGA